AUGAAGGCCGCCAGGCUCUCAUCUCCUCUGAGCCCCUCCUGUCCCGUCCCUCCCCGGCCCAACAGCAAAGGAAAGCCUCCAGAGUCCCGGUACACCGUCCACCAGGAGCGAGGCCGGAGACCCCGGAGCCCGGAUGGGAGUAACUCCCUGGUGUCAAGUCUAGCAGAGGUCCCCGCAGAAAAAGGCACGAAAAGCAACCGCCUAGUCCAGAAAUGGCGACGCGCGGAGUCUCGGCCUCUCCGCAAAAGGGGCGGCGAGGAGGAACGGGGGACGCGAGCGCCCUGGGCUCUGGCCGCACUCGCGUGCACACGCACACCCCAACUCAUCCACACCCACGGCGACUCGACCCCCGAGGGCGAUCUGCCCGUCUCCGCCUCCGCCCCGACUCCACUUGAAGAAGUCUCCCUGACCGGCCCCCCGCCAACCCGGACCCCGCGCAGGGGAGGGGACUCCAGCUCACCGCGCGCAGGGCCGCCCGGCCAAACCCCCCGGAGCGCUGGGCGCCGAGCCCGCCGCUUCCCCACCGCGCGGGCCCGGAGCGCGCCCCGAAAUAGCCGGCCUGCCAACUUCAAAGUGCCGCCCCGCACAUCAAAGCGCGCCGGCCGCCGGACCGCCGCGGCCUCGGCACUCACCAUUGAUCCGCUGGCGCACUCCUUGCGGAGACCUCGCAGGCGCCGCGGGCAGGGCUCCUGCCCGGGUCCCCCGCUGGACUCGCAGAGGCUGCCCCGGGGCCCCCCCGGGCCCCCCCGGGCGUGGGGAACAUGA
Molecule: messenger RNA, 765 nt
Organism: Apodemus sylvaticus (European woodmouse)
Lineage: Eukaryota; Metazoa; Chordata; Mammalia; Rodentia; Muridae
Exons: 2
Coding region: 1-765 (254 amino acids)
Source: RefSeq, a predicted model, not a curated record